AUGGCCUCGAUCAAAGACCUCGUGCAAGACACUUUGCACAAAAUAGCACAACGAUUUCGAGAAGCUGAGAGCUCGACACAGCUGUGUACCACCGUCGUUCUCAUUAUCACGAUCUACAUUCUCACCACCAAGAUGUCUCGCAUCCUCAGCCACGCCAAGACCGGUCUAUACCACGCAACAGAAACGCUCAGCAUUCCACUACAAUCGGGCUCCUCCACCACCCUCUCAUCCCUAGUCCAAUCCGUCCUCUCGCCCUGUAAGCUCAACCCCCUCCUCUUCAACGGCGACGCCCAAACCGCCGCCACUCAGUUCCUGUCCCACAACAUCCUCGUCCACUACAAACGACACAUCUUCGAGCAAGAAGACCCAGCCUACGCAGGACAAUUUGCUGUUGACUUCGUGGUCCGCCCUCCACCGUCAUCCGCCAAACCCAAUGAGCCUCCUCCGGAGGAUCUCCCACCGCGCACGACCUUCUUCACCGCCCCCGAAUGGUCCACCUUCAGCACCGGCAGCACCGAUACCACACCCAUGCUCGUCGUCCUACAUGGCCUCAGUGGGGGCUCGCACGAGCUGUACCUGCGUGCUUUUCUGGAGCCGCUUGUCUCUCCCCUCACCUCUUCCGCCAAGCCCCUCAAUGCCCCUGACCCCGCCUGGGAAGCCUGCGUCCUGACCUCCCGCGGCUGCGCACACACCACCCUCUCCACGCCCAUCCUCUACACGCCCGCGCCACCUGGGAUAUCCGGCAAGUUGUCAAGUGGUGGCAACAUCCUGGUGAACUACCUGGGCGAGGAGGGCGAGAAGUGUGAGCUAGCUGCCGCGGUAGUUGUCAGCAGCGUGUGGAACCUGGAAGUCAGCGCGCUGGCAUUGGCGCGGAGCUGGUGGGGCACGAAUAUCUAUCUGCGUGCUUUGGGAUCAAGCAUGAAGAGGUUGUUUGCGCGGCAUGAGCAUAUGAUUAAGCAGGUGCCAGGGAUAGACGUGGAGAAGGUCCGGACUUUGCGAUACUUGAAUGAGUUUGACCGCUAUGUUCAGUGCGCGACCUGGGGCUACCCCUCCGAAGCGGCUUACUACCGCGACGCCAGCAGCGUGGACGCUAUGCUCGGUGUGCGUAUUCCACUGCUGGCGAUCCAUGCUCUCGACGAUCCCGUGGUGUGUGAUGAGGUGUUGCCGUACGAGGAGAUCAAGCUACGCCUCAUCUGCAUUCCUCCAGAAGAUGGCGAAGGAGGUGAAGCUAGAUCAGCUUUCGCGGACGGAGCUGGGAUGGCUGAAGGGUAA
Messenger RNA from Cyphellophora attinorum, 1272 nucleotides. Its product is annotated as putative esterase. The coding region runs from base 1 to 1272 and encodes 423 amino acids. Gene Ontology annotation, molecular function: acetylesterase activity; monoacylglycerol lipase activity. The transcript has 3 exons. Lineage: Eukaryota; Fungi; Ascomycota; Eurotiomycetes; Chaetothyriales; Cyphellophoraceae. Gene Ontology annotation, biological process: medium-chain fatty acid catabolic process; medium-chain fatty acid biosynthetic process. The record is from RefSeq and is a predicted model, not a curated record.